This is a messenger RNA of Aureobasidium pullulans EXF-150, 711 nucleotides long. RefSeq names its product alpha-galactosidase A precursor. Lineage: Eukaryota; Fungi; Ascomycota; Dothideomycetes; Dothideales; Saccotheciaceae. Bases 1 to 711 code for a protein of 236 amino acids. The record is from RefSeq and is a predicted model, not a curated record. The transcript has 2 exons.
AUGCCAGACAUUCGACUGCUAGACGCCAGUGUCGAUGAUGAGACCAUCAGCGACCUCCGCAUAUUGAUCGAUUCGAGGCACAUCAAGUACAUCACCGUGGACCCCGGUAAUUCCGCGCACAUAACCCAUCAUCCAUCGAGUGGCAAACCGCACUUCUCUCGCGUCACCAACGAUCCACUACCCAGCAUAGCACAGCCUUGGCACCCAGCUCGCGUGGAGUCUCUCGACUGUCAACUAGGAGACAAGUUGAGAUCAAAUGUCCACGAAGCUACUUGCUCCAAGUUUGAGGGCAAAGUGGUGGUCAAACUGGCCCGGUUCCCGUGGGAGAUUUGGCAACUCGACUACGAAACACAAGCAUAUCAAUGGAUUCAAGGCCAUGAAAUCGCACCUGCCUUCCUCGCGCACCUGACCAAGGAGGGCCGUAUCAUUGGCUUUGUUAUGGAGCACAUUGUGAAUGCGCGCCAUGCAGAACCAGAAGAUCUACCGCUUUGUCAAGAGACACUGCGUAGGUUGCACAGAUUGGGUAUCAAGCACGGCGAUGUCAACAAACACAACAUACUCGUUCGGGACAGCACUGCGAUAUUGAUCGAUCUCGACAACACUUUGAGGGGCCAAGAGGCGGAUGUCCUCAACGAGGAGUUCCUGUCGCUCGACGCGGAAUUGCGAGACACGUCAGGGAGGGGAGGAACGAUAGUGGAAAGCAGUGGUUGA